AUGCCGCCAAGGAGGGAACUUGAUGGAAGGGGCCGUGGUGGAAACAAUCAAGACGAUUUUGAACGUUUGGCGCAGCAAAUUGAGCGCCUUACCCGACAGAUGAAGACUUUAAUGGUUCGUCAGCAACAGGAAGAAGAUGAUUAUGAGCAUGAAACAAACCCAUUUAGUGAAGACAAUCGCAUGGAAGAGAUUCGGCACAAUAACAAUUAUGGUACGAGGCGUUGGGAAGUGGGUUUGAGAAUUGAUAUUCCUGAAUUUCAUGGCAGCCUUCAACUUGAGGAUUUUCUUGAUUGGCUUAAUUCUGUAGAAGAGGUACUAGAGUUUAAAGAUGUUCCUGAAAAUAUAAAAGUUUCCCUUAUAGCGACCAGGUUUCGUGGGCGUGCUUCGGCAUGGUGGCAGCAAUUCAAGGCAACCCAUCUGCGACAGGGAAAAUAA
This is a messenger RNA of Prunus armeniaca (apricot), 435 nucleotides long. The record is from the annotation of a GenBank genome assembly. Lineage: Eukaryota; Viridiplantae; Streptophyta; Magnoliopsida; Rosales; Rosaceae.